AUGGCCUCAUCACCACCAUCAGACACCAUGUCCGAGACAUGGGACUCCAACGAAGAGUACGGCUCCGACGCAUCGUCCAACGUGGGACCCUUACUCGAGUCCGACAUCGACGAGAAUGAAGUCGUCCUCCACAGGCUAGAGCUCGAGGACCUAAAAGCCAAGAUCCUGCAAGCAAAAGACCGACUCAAAGAGGAGAUCUCCCAUCUCGAGUGGACUAAAUCAGAAACUUCGCGUGCAAAAGGCGGUCUUGCGUACUUCACGCGCCAGCUGACGAAGGUCUCGAUGGAUCUGGGUAGCGUCAGGGCAGAGAUCUGGGUAGCGCGGCAAGAUUACAGCAAAGCCAUGAAGGACCUCGGCCAUGUCCGUGGAGAAGUUCAGGAGGAGAAGGACCUGCUUGAAUAUGUCCGUGCAGAGACUCAAACACGGAGGCAGGAGCUUGGUUACGUGGAUGUGCAGGUCAGGCUGGCGAAGAGUGACCUGUUGCGGGCUGCUACUGAUUGUCCAAGCUGUUCGGUGGCAUUGGUUACCAAGGCGUAUGGUAAAGAGGCAGAGAGUGGGCAACAGCAUCCUCGAUCGACCAGCCAGCUUCAGACGACCACGGUCCAGGACAAUGCAGACCGAGCAUCCGAGGAGCAACCAGUCAGUACCGCCGGAUCGCCCCAGGACAGAACACACGAGCCGAUGCAGCUGGUGCCCGAGGCUGAGAGCCCUGCAGACCGGCGUAGAUAUCAGCACUGGAGAGAUCCUGUCGUUCUAUUUGCCGGACUGUGUGGGGUGUGGCACAUGUAUUGUCUCGUCUAUGCUGGAAGGUGGGCAGAUGGAUUCAUCGCGGCGCUGCUAAUGCUUGGAUACGUCGUGGUGUGA
Fulvia fulva is the source of this 864-nucleotide messenger RNA. RefSeq lists its product as uncharacterized. NCBI's taxonomy places the organism in Eukaryota, Fungi, Ascomycota, Dothideomycetes, Mycosphaerellales, Mycosphaerellaceae. The record is from RefSeq and is a predicted model, not a curated record. The transcript has a single exon. Bases 1 to 864 code for a protein of 287 amino acids.